Molecule: messenger RNA, 1865 nt
Organism: Heterobasidion irregulare TC 32-1
Lineage: Eukaryota; Fungi; Basidiomycota; Agaricomycetes; Russulales; Bondarzewiaceae
Exons: 10
Coding region: 17-1714 (565 amino acids)
Molecular function (GO): oxidoreductase activity
Source: RefSeq, a predicted model, not a curated record
GGCUAUUGCUUCCUCUAUGAUGCAGGCCAACAGUGCAAAGGGCAGAGUGUGUGUCGUCGGUGCUGGCGUUGCGGGACUGGUGACAGGCAAAGUUUUGCGAGACGAUGGCUUCGCGGUCACGUUACUCACACGCGACGCGUCCCCUGGGGGCACCUGGGCGGCAGAGCGCGUGUAUCCUGCGCUCAAGAUAAACAGUGUUCAUGGCCACUACUGGCUUUCUGGGCUGCCGAUGCCCGAUCCGAAGGAUUCCCGGAAAACGGGCGGCAGAUUGACAGGAGAAAACGUGCGGAUGUACAUGGAGGCGUAUGCAGACACGUUUCUUAGCGGGUGCAUCAGGUUCAAUACCGAGGUUGUCCGUAUUGAGCGUGGGCCCGCAGGCUCCGGCUGGGUGGUGCGCGUCAGAUCCGCGGCGACAGGCGCACACGAGGCAGCGGCAGAGGAUCUGCACUUUGACAGGCUUGUGCUCUGUACAGGCGGCAUGAGCAGCCCGUUUGUACCGCCGAAUUUGGAGGCGGGCCGCAGCAAAUUCAGAGGCCCGGUGAUCCAUUCGUCCGCUUUCAAUGCAAACAUUCAUAAGAUCCUUGCCGCAUCCGAGUCGUCCUCGGAGGGGUCCACUCGCGGAACUGUCCUUGUCAUCGGCGGGGGGAAAUCGGCGCAGGAUAUUGCUGCCUACUUCGCGUCGCAGGGGCGUCGAGUUAAGAUAGUUUUUGAAAAGGUGGACGCUAUCCUCGCGAGUCCGGUCCCCCUGCCUGCUGCGAUUCGGAAGAGUCGAUUUAUGGCUGUUUUUGUCGGUCAUUAUCCCAUGAGAAGCCGUUUGGAGAAGUUUCUCCAUCAGACCACCCCUGGGAGCUGGCUCAUCCACGGAUUCAAUCAAUUUCUUCGAUGGAGCUCGUUCUUGACGUUUUCCGUCCCAAAACAGUCUCCUCUCCGCAAUUCACCCUCAAUUUUCUGGUCCUUGCGUACCAAUGACGAAGGUGUGGGCUCUCCUGACGGGUUUUACACCUUGACUCGUCAAAACAAAAUCGAAUUGCUGGCGCCUGCUCGUGCUGCAAGUUUCGGUGAUGAUGGGCAUUCCGUCAUACUCAACACGGGUGAAGUCAUAGACGCAGAGGCUGUAAUACUGGCCACAGGAUAUCAAUCAUCGUGGAAAGGCUUAUUUGAAGACGAACUUGCAGAUGAGGUAGGUCUUACGAAGCAGCAGCCGACAGAUUUUCACAAAUGGGAUUAUCCCUCUCUGGCCAAUCCGCCUCCAAGGCUGUCUGAAGCAGAGCACGCAACCACACUCAUAUAUCGAGGCCUGAUUCCCGCAAAGAGCAUCGACCGUCGCGAUUUCGCCAUCAACGGGGGAGUGUUCACGACGAACCCUGCAUAUCUUUUUGAGGCAUCGGCACACUGGAUUUCUUCUUACUUUCUGGAAGACUCCUUUUUGCACGUCCCGUCCUGUGAAGUUGCACUCAGAGAAUGUCAACGCGUCGCUGCAUGGAAUAGGCAACGCUAUCCCGACAUGUUCUUGUGGGCAAAUGAGAGUUACAGCACCAGCUUCGCCUUCUUCGAUUGGCCGCAAGCAGCCGACGAUCUGUUUGAAGAUAUGGGUCUUCGAACGAUGCGAAGUGGAGGGAACUGGCUCACUUGGAUAUUCCGACCCGUUGAUAACAAUGAACUUGCGACUUUGACGGGGGAGCGGAGAGCGAAAAGACUGGAGGCUACAUCGUGAAUUCACUAUGCCAUCCGGUGACCAGAAGUUUGGAGGUGAUGCGAGGUAGCAGAACUUUAUAUACUAAAUGAUUACCCUGUUACUGGAACGACUUGAGUCGCGGGAAGAUCUGAAGGAGUCGAUUGGGAGUAAUGGACACUGAGCUUUCACC